Messenger RNA from Phyllopteryx taeniolatus (common seadragon), 2534 nucleotides. Its product is annotated as NHL repeat-containing protein 3-like. The record is from RefSeq and is a predicted model, not a curated record. NCBI's taxonomy places the organism in Eukaryota, Metazoa, Chordata, Actinopteri, Syngnathiformes, Syngnathidae. Gene Ontology annotation, biological process: protein polyubiquitination; proteasome-mediated ubiquitin-dependent protein catabolic process; negative regulation of translation. Bases 261 to 1313 code for a protein of 350 amino acids. The transcript is spliced from 3 exons. Gene Ontology annotation, molecular function: translation repressor activity; ubiquitin protein ligase activity; protein binding.
AACAGGCUCGAGAAGUUAGUGCGGGUUCGUUUAUGUCGUGGGCUCGCACGGAAGUCAAUUGCACACGACAUCAUACGACUGUGCGGCUGACGCGUUUGUUUGUGUCGUAGACUCACCAGGAAGUUAAAUUCAAUCGUCAACGACGGCGCCCGUUUUGCAUUCCAGUUAUUGAUUGUCCAGCUCUGUCAAAAGCGUCUGCGCUGCGGCAAAUUUGGUCGCUCGGUGCUUUGAAUAUUGCCCGCGUCGUACCGUAGACGACAAUGAAAAGCGGAAGCUACACGUGCAUGAUAUUGACCAGUAUGGUGUCAUUGUUGUUUCUCAUGAUGGUUCUGUACGACGUCUUCAGCCCCCAGCAGGCUGGCAGCUCCAUCCUAAAACAGGACUACCAGCUGUUGGGCAGGCCACUGUACAAACUGGACAUGAACUGGCCCAAAAACCCUGAACUCCUGUCUGGGAAUGUGUUUGGAGUGGCUGUCAACCAGUACGCCGGUGUUGUGUAUGUGGCACAGAGAGGUGACAAGGUGCCCAAGGUGCUGGUGUUUACAACAGAAGGCGAUUUCCUCAUGUCCUGGAAUACAACUACCUUAGAGAUGCCCCACGGUAUAUUUUUAGCAGAUGCCGUGUCAAACCCGACUGUCUGGAUCACAGAUGUGGGAAAAGGUCCGUAUGGCCACUGCAUCAAACGGUACUCGCCGUCAGGGAAUCUUCUGCAGUUGCUUGGUACACCAGGAAAAGCUGGCUCUGGCCUUAAUCCUCUGCAGUUUGACCAGCCAGCUGAGAUCUACGUCCAUGACUCCGGGGAAAUUUACAUCGUGGACGGUGACGGUGGGAUGAAUAAUCGGCUCAUCAAAUUAUCCAAAGAGCAGGAAGUGUUGUGGGUGCAUGGAGAAAAGGGACCAGGCCUGGCUCAGUUCUACAUCCCCCACAGUGUGACCAUCGACAAUGCUCAAAGGGUAUGGGUGGCUGACAGGGGGAACAAGAGGAUCCAGGUCUUUAACUCCAUUACGGGGGACUGGCUGGGCUCAUGGGGGAGCUGCUUCACUGAGGAUGCACCUUACUCAGUUCGCUUGACACCUGACAAGAAAUAUUUUGUUGUAGUCCAGCUCAACACCAACCAGAUUUCACUACUGGAUGCACCCCCGGUAGGUUUAAUUGGCCAGUGCAGGGUGGUCAGUGUGAUUCAACUGGCUGAUGACGUCAAGCCACAUUUGGUUGACUUGGACCUGAAGUCGGGGGCACUGUAUGUAGCUGAAAUCGGUGCCCAGCAGGCACAGAAGUUCACCCCCUUCAGCCUAGGUGGGGGCUUUGUAUAAAACAGAAGUGAACUGCCCUAGUUGAAAACAUUGCCAAAUAAUUAAACAUUAUAACAAAUGACAAAUAAAUAGAAUGGCCUGCUGCUUCCAUACAGUGAAACCCUUAGGGUCAAACACAACCCAUUUGGGGAUUCUGGCUGACUUCCAAGUCUGACAAUAAGUUAGCCAGUCUAAAUGUACCGUAUUUUCCGGACUAUAGAGCGCAUCGGAAUAUAAGCCUCGCCCACUAAAUUUGUAGAAAUGUAUUUUUUUUUUUUACAUAUAUUAGCCGCAGCAGACUAUAUGCCGCGGAUAUAUACGUUGUGAAAUUAGAUAUUUACACAGAUUUUGUAAAUGUUUAUUUACAUACCUUAAUUGUUUCCAAACAGUGCCUGUAAAACAGAAAAGUCAUUGUUUUUAGUGCACCUCCUCCUGUUCACUGAAACAACUGAAGUCGUCUUCUUCAGUGUCGGAGUUGAAGAUCCUCAGAACGUCUCCGUCACAAAACCAUUUCAGUCUCUCUGCCGGUGUCGCUCUCAAUGCCAUUUUCAUCUCGAGGCACAGUUACCGCCGGAGUUGUGCUGUUCUCCUCACGUAGCAGUCCAGCCUUUUUCGAGAUCCGUUGGCGAUCGUAGAUUCUUUCACACUGCUCCACGCUUUUAAGAUCCACCGGCAGACCUCAGAAAAGGAUGAUCUUCGCGUGCGAUCGGUUUUUGUGAAAGAUUUCCCGCCGCUGGUCAUCCAAGCCUCCCACUUCACCUCGGAGUGCCGCUUUAAAAGCACGCUAGUCAGAUCAUACGCUUUUCUUCUUGUACUUUCCAUGAUGAGGGUGUGGGGGAAAAAAAUAAAAAAUAUUUCGUGCGUGUCGUGCUGCGUUUUGCGUUGAGCGCGCCAAAAACUAGCAUCGUCGUCUUCUGCACGCUCGAGGCAUCUGCGCACGGCCAAACCCGAGUGCAUUAUGGGAAACGGUCAUGUUUUAAGCAUUUAUAUAUGAUCUCUAUUUUAACCGCAUCGUUGCAUAGGCCGCAGGGUUUAGAGCGCGAAAAAAAAAGUAGCGGUUUAUAGUCCGGAAAAUACGGUAAUAUGUUAAGACAAUGAAGCAAUUAAAACAGUCUCUUUAGUUUAAUGACAAAUGAGGCUGUAAUAAAACUUGCCUCGCUGAUCACAUUGCGUUCUUAAACAUUACUAACUCGCGCAUAGCUGUUAUUCUUUGGGUUAAUCUGGAAUGUGUUUUAGAUUAUG